AUGAUAUCUGAAGCGCCGACAGAUGCGCUCGCCGCGUACGAGCCAUUUGUGCGAUGGCUGCUCUCCACUUCAGCGGACGAGUUGACUUCUCUUCCUGAACAUUUUUUCUCCAGCUUCAAAGCCGCUAUUGAGGCUGAAGGUGAGCUGGAAACAGUUUGGGAUCAGCUUUCUUGUGCACGAAGAGAAUGGUGUAUGCUCGACAUCAAGCUGCUAGCCUUACAGGACGACUGCGAUGAAAACCGCGAGUUUAUUGCACUUCUGGAGAGAAGGAUCAUUAAGCUUCUGCAGGACCGCGAUCUGGCCAUCGCGGAGACGUACACUACUGAAAAACAGAUUCAAGACGCCGAGUUUUUCAAGGCAAAACAGCAACAGCGGCGACAGCAGCAGGAAGAAGAGCAGAGGAAGGCACGUGUUGCCUCAGCUCUUCGCAAGUUUCUGCUCCGCCGAAGCAGCGACGAGAGCGGCAAUACCAGCGGCAACGAAUCCCCGACAGCUGCUUCGUCGCCAAAGUACACUGAAAAGGAUGUUCAGCGGCUCCAGAAGGAGCUGGCAGACUCGAAAGUAGCAGCUGCAGUGGCCAAGGCGGAGCGAGACGAACGACGACACGCCAUACGCAGAGCCGAGCGCCGGUGCGUUGAGCUGAAGCUGGCGCUAGCCCAAGCCCGCGCAGAAGAAGACGAUCUACAAACUUCGAUCAAGCAAUUAUGUCACGCUCGCCGCAACUCCGCGAACCAUUUGCAGCAGAUAUCGCUCUUCUCGGCGGCUGCACUGCCACUGCAGCCUCCGCCAGCGCCCUCAGCAGGUAUGUGGGCGAGCUAG
Messenger RNA from Phytophthora infestans T30-4, 819 nucleotides. RefSeq lists its product as uncharacterized. The coding region runs from base 1 to 819 and encodes 272 amino acids. The record is from RefSeq and is a predicted model, not a curated record. Lineage: Eukaryota; Oomycota; Peronosporomycetes; Peronosporales; Peronosporaceae. The transcript is spliced from 2 exons.